Molecule: messenger RNA, 1137 nt
Organism: Cinclus cinclus
Lineage: Eukaryota; Metazoa; Chordata; Aves; Passeriformes; Cinclidae
Gene: CAMK1
Product: calcium/calmodulin dependent protein kinase I
Exons: 11
Coding region: 1-1098 (365 amino acids)
Biological process (GO): peptidyl-serine phosphorylation
Cellular component (GO): intracellular anatomical structure
Molecular function (GO): calcium/calmodulin-dependent protein kinase activity; calmodulin binding; ATP binding
Source: RefSeq, a predicted model, not a curated record
AUGCCGCUGGGGCAGGAUGGGCCCAGCUGGAAGAAGAGGAUAGAGGAUAUUCAGCGGAUCUAUGAUUUCCGAGACGUCCUGGGCACGGGGGCCUUCUCCGAAGUGGUCCUGGCGGAGGAGAAGACGACGCGGAAGCUUGUGGCCAUCAAGUGCAUUGCCAAGAAGGCACUGGAGGGAAAGGAGACCAGCAUUGAGAACGAGAUUGCCGUCCUCCACAAAAUCAAGCACCCCAAUAUUGUGGCCUUGGAUGAUAUCUACGAGAGUGGCACCCACCUCUACCUCAUCAUGCAGCUGGUCUCGGGGGGGGAACUCUUUGACCGCAUUGUGGAGAAGGGCUUCUACACUGAGCGGGAUGCCAGCGCCCUGAUCCGGCAGAUCCUCGAUGCUGUCAAAUACCUGCAUGACAUGGGUAUCGUCCACCGUGACCUGAAGCCCGAGAACCUGCUCUAUUACAGCAUGGAUGAGGACUCCAAGAUCAUGAUCAGUGACUUCGGGCUGUCGAAGAUCGAGGGCUGUGGCAGUGUCAUGUCCACAGCCUGCGGCACCCCUGGCUAUGUGGCCCCUGAGGUGCUAGCACAGAAGCCCUACAGCAAAGCAGUGGAUUGCUGGUCCAUCGGAGUAAUCGCCUACAUCCUGCUCUGUGGUUACCCCCCUUUCUAUGAUGAGAAUGAUGCCAAGCUCUUUGAGCAGAUCCUGCAGGCGGAGUACGAGUUUGACUCACCAUACUGGGAUGAUAUCUCAGACUCAGCCAAGGACUUUAUCCAGCACCUGAUGGAGAAGGACCCUGGCAAGCGAUUCACCUGUGAGCAAGCCCUGCAGCAUCCCUGGAUUGCUGGGGACACAGCCCUGGACAAGAACAUCCACCAGUCAGUGAGUGAGCAGAUCAAGAAAAAUUUUGCAAAAAGCAAGUGGAAGCAAGCUUUCAAUGCCACGGUGGUGGUGAGACACAUGAGAAAGCUGCAGCUGGGAACCAGCCAGGACGUCCCUGGGCAGACAACUCCCACCAGCCCUGGUGAACAAUUAGUCGGGGGGACCAGCAAUGGGUCAGAGUGUGAGCGCCUACCCCCAAGAAGAGUUCAGCAUCUCCCACCAGACUGAGCAUGGCCCCACAUAGCUGCCUCCAAGUGGGCCCAGGGG